This is a messenger RNA of Oryctolagus cuniculus (rabbit), 456 nucleotides long. The record is from RefSeq and is a predicted model, not a curated record. Lineage: Eukaryota; Metazoa; Chordata; Mammalia; Lagomorpha; Leporidae.
AUGGGGCCUCUAAAGGAGGCAAUUAGUCAAAAUGAGGCUGUUAGGAUCACUUAUACCUUUGUAAUACCUGAGUCUGGAGAGGGAGUUUACCUGUGUCAGGGUUGCUGCAUUGUGACCUAUGCUUUGGGAGUCUACCACUGCAAUGUCUUCACAGCUUUUCUUUCUCCAAAAGUGUGUCUUUCCUUACUGGAAGACUCAGAGGAUGAUCUUUCAUUGCCAACCACACACAGAAGGACUUUGCCCCUCAUUCAAAGGUGUCUAGAGUUCAGAUUUUGGCAUCCUUGGAGCUAUGAUCCCUCCUUUGGGGCUUUCAACAUCUCAGUGUUGUGGCUGAUUCUGGUGAGGAAAAAAACACACAUGAUUAAAUACCAGUACACACCAUUCACACAAGGGAAGAGGAAAUACACAGGGAGGGAGGACACGGGCAAGACAUUUGCUAGUUGGAAGUUGGACUGA